Messenger RNA from Penicillium salamii, 747 nucleotides. The record is from the annotation of a GenBank genome assembly. Lineage: Eukaryota; Fungi; Ascomycota; Eurotiomycetes; Eurotiales; Aspergillaceae.
AUGGCAUUGACUAUACCCAAACCACCCGCUACAUUGGGCACUGCAGACUUUCAACCCUCAUCCGCCAACCUCAGCAACCUCCACCAUCAUAGCAGCGUAACGAAAGAAUUUGACCCUCUCCGCUUCGAGGCCGCAGCCUCUCUGCAAUUGCAAUCGCAGCUUCUACACCAAUCCAACCAAGUAGAAGAAAAGUCCACCCAUCUAAUUGCAUCUCCAUACAACGACCCGUCACAUCUCCUCGACAUAUCAGCCUUGGACCACCAAGAUCGUAUCUUCGCAUUGGCACUCUCUUACCUGAAGCCAAUUCGCGACGACUAUGCAACAGCCGCAUACACUGAGUCUUUUAACUGGGACGAAGUCUUCUCUUUGGUGAAAUCAUUUUCAGAGGCCGAGAAUCGGCCCUGGACAACGCGGUCGUACUACGUCGUGAUCUUUCGUUCGAUUCUACUACCAGAUGCUGAUGGCGAUCGUCUAUAUGCGCUGGAUGCGCAUUCACAUCGCGAAGCCAUUGCUUCUGGGGGCUUGCUGAAGUAUUGGUUUGGAUCCAAGAAUGAAGACAGAAGGAAUCUGGCAACUUGCAUCUGGCGCACAAGGAAUGAUGCCAGACUUGGUGGCCGGGGACCUUGGCAUGCGCAGGCAAGAGCUGCAGCGACUGUGAUGUAUGAAGAGAUUCUCUUCACGACGCUGAAAUUGGAUAUCUUUGAUGGGGCUGAAGGGUGGGAGUUGACUGAUUGGAAAGAUAAUUGA